Messenger RNA from Kuraishia capsulata CBS 1993, 792 nucleotides. RefSeq lists its product as uncharacterized. NCBI's taxonomy places the organism in Eukaryota, Fungi, Ascomycota, Pichiomycetes, Pichiales, Pichiaceae. Gene Ontology annotation, molecular function: structural constituent of ribosome. The transcript has a single exon. Bases 1 to 792 code for a protein of 263 amino acids. The record is from RefSeq and is a predicted model, not a curated record. Gene Ontology annotation, cellular component: mitochondrial small ribosomal subunit.
AUGAAGAUUCAGCAGAAUGCCUUCACUGUCCUGGAGAGGACUAGUGACUUGCUAAGGAGCAGGAUGUUGACUGAACAACCUCUCUGGUACAAGGUUGUGGCCAACAACCCACCUCAAUGGGACUUGACCAGGAAGGUCAGAUUGGAAAACUUACAACAAGCCCAGGAAGCUGACUUGACAAAAAAGAGCUCGACCGCGCUGUUGAAAACAAAACUUAAACCCAGCCAGGUGAAGAACCAUUUGUUGAAGACAAGAAAACUGACGUAUAUUGAGGAUGAGCUCAGAAGUCUGUUUUACGACCAGCAUCCGUGGGAACUGGCCGAUCCAAAAUCGCUGAUCGAAAACGAGGCAACUCUGAAUGCCAAAUACGACUGGAGCAAGAUGGUCCAACUCUACAAGAAGCUGGACGGUGAAAGCGUGGUGCAGAGGACAUUGUACAUCAAGGCUAACCAACCAGAAACGACCAUAAUCGAGGCAUACGACCAGGCAAGACACGAGUACUACCGUUUGAAGAUGAACGAGGACAUUGAGAACUCUGUUACGUUAGAAGAAAGUACCAUGUUUGGAGCUGUGUUCCAGAAGACGCCAUUGGAGUAUGGCUACGAGGAAGAACAGAAGGUGCUUGAGAAAUGGAGAGUGGAUGCCAUUCAGCAGACCGAGAUUCUGACCUCUUCCAGGGAGUCGGCCACUUCUUCAGGCAGCUUAAUCGGUGUUGAAGAAGACAAGGAAGACUCCGAAGAGCUUUCGAAGAACUUUGAGGGGUUGUUGGAUCAAGCCUCUCAGCAAAACUAG